AUGUCUUCUCCUGCUAGAAGGGACUGGGGCACCCACGUUUCCACACUCGAUAAGCCCGUACCUCGCCUGGCCGCAAACAUCGCAUUUGGCCCUAUCGCCGUCCGCGACCCCCACGCUUCCCCCCACUGUCUCUCACACACCCCCCUACGCACACGCCCACGUUUCUCCUCCCCGCGCGACAUCCUCUCGCCUCCCCGCGCGCUCCUAUCGCCUCCCCGCGCGCGCUCUUCUCGCCUCCCCGCGCGCGCUCCUCUCGCCUCCCCGCGCGUGCUCCUCUCGCCUCCCCUCGCGUGCUCCUCUCGCCCCCCUGCGCGUGCUCCUCUAGUCUGCGUGCUGAACCCUCGCUGCCUCUCCGCAAAACCCUCCUUGCACGCCCUUUAUUCCCCACCUUUACGCCCUCAUUUCCCCCUCUUCCACACCCUCAUUUCCCACCCUGCUUGCCGUCGUUUCCCCACCUUGCACGCCCUCAGAAAACCCUCCUGGCACGCCCUCUCAUCCCCACCUGUCCGCCCUCGUUUCCCCCUCGAUUGCUGUCCUCAUUUCCCACCCUGCUUGCCCUCGUUUCCCCACCUCUCACGCCCUCAAAAACGCUCCGAGCACGCUGGCAUUUCCCCAUCUGCUCCUCUUUUUUCCCCUGCUCCAGUUUUCGCCCCCUGCUCUCCACCCCACCUCUCUGCUCCUCUUUCUCCCCUCUACUCCUCUUGUCCCCCUCUGCUCAAGAUUCCCCCUCCAGCUCCUCUUUUCCCUUACUGCACCUCUUUCCACCCUCUGCUCCUCUUUUCCCCCACUGCCCCUCUGUUUCCCCCCUGCUCCACUUUCCCCCCCUUGCUCCUUUUUCCCUCUCUACUCCCCUUUCCCUCCUCUGCUCCUCUUGCAGCAGCUGCUGCUGCUGCUGCUGCUGCUACUACUGCUGCUUCUUCUGCUGCUGCUGCUGCUGCUGCUGCUCCUCUCCCCCUAUCCAUCUCUGCCUUCUCCCUGCCCCUCACCCUCUCCCCCAAUCCAUCUCUGCCUUCUCCCUGCCCCUCACCCUCUCCCCCUAUCCAUCCCUGCCUUCUCCCUGCCCCUCACCCUCUCCCCCAAUCCAUCUCUGCCUUCUCCCUGCCCCUCACCCUCUCCCCCUAUCCAUCCCUGCCUUCUCCCUGCCCCUCAACCUCUCCCCCAAUCCAUCUCUGCCUUCUCCCUGCCCCUCACCCUCUCCCCCAAUCCAUCUCUGCCUUCUCCCUGCCCCUCACCCUCUCCCCCUAUCCAUCCCUGCCUUCUCCCUGCCCCUCACCCUCUCCCCCAAUCCAUCUCUGCCUUCUCCCUGCCCCUCACCCUCUCCCCCUAUCCAUCCCUGCCUUCUCCCUGCCCCUCAACCUCUCCCCCAAUCCAUCUCUGCCUUCUCCCUGCCCCUCACCCUCUCCCCCUAUCCAUCCCUGCCUUCUCCCUGCCCCUCAACCUCUCCCCCUAUCCAUCUCUGCCUUCUCCCUGCCCCUCACCCUCUCCCCCUAUCCAUCUCUGCCUUCUCCCUGCCCCUCACCCUCUCCCCCUAUCCAUCCCUGCCUUCUCCCUGCCCCUCACCAUCUCCCCCUAUCCAUCUCUGCCUUCUCCCUGCCCCUCACCCUCUCCCCCUAUCCAUCCCUGCCUUCUCCCUGCCCCUAA
Messenger RNA from Closterium sp. Naga37s-1, 1641 nucleotides. The record is from the annotation of a GenBank genome assembly. NCBI's taxonomy places the organism in Eukaryota, Viridiplantae, Streptophyta, Zygnematophyceae, Desmidiales, Closteriaceae.